Mustela erminea (ermine) is the source of this 7206-nucleotide messenger RNA. RefSeq names its product signal induced proliferation associated 1 like 1 (gene SIPA1L1). NCBI's taxonomy places the organism in Eukaryota, Metazoa, Chordata, Mammalia, Carnivora, Mustelidae. Gene Ontology annotation, biological process: activation of GTPase activity; regulation of small GTPase mediated signal transduction. The transcript has 21 exons. Gene Ontology annotation, molecular function: GTPase activator activity; protein binding. The record is from RefSeq and is a predicted model, not a curated record. The coding region runs from base 1 to 5418 and encodes 1805 amino acids. Gene Ontology annotation, cellular component: cytoplasm.
AUGACCAGCUUGAAACGGUCGCAGACAGAGCGGCCUGCUGCUCCCGAAAGGGCCUCGGUGGUGGCCACGGAUGGCGCUCCCAAAGUCCACACCGACGACUUCUACAUGCGGCGCUUCAGGUCCCAGAAUGGCAGCUUAGGGUCCUCGGUCAUGGCUCCGGUCGGGCCUCCCCGAAGUGAAGGUUCUCACCAUAUAACCUCCACCCCCGGAGUCCCCAAGAUGGGGGUUAGGGCUAGGAUUGCGGAUUGGCCCCCACGAAAGGAAAAUGUCAAAGAAUCUAGCCGUUCAAGCCAGGAAAUAGAAACCUCAAGUUGCCUUGAGAGCCUGUCCUCCAAAAGUAGUCCUGUGAGUCAGGGGAGUUCUGUGAGCCUCAAUUCCAGUGACUCAGCCAUGCUGAAGAGCAUACAGAACACGCUGAAAAACAAGACGAGACCGGCGGAGAGCAUGGACUCCAGAUUUCUCAUGCCCGAAGCCUACCCCAGCUCUCCCAGGAAGGCGCUGCGCAGGAUCCGGCAGCGGAGCAACAGCGACAUCACCAUAAGUGAACUUGACGUGGAUAGCUUUGAUGAAUGUGUCUCGCCCACCUACAAGACUGGGCCGUCACUGCACAGGGAAUAUGGUAGCACCUCUUCCAUUGACAAGCAGGGAACGUCCGGGGAAAGCUUCUUUGAUCUGUUAAAGGGCUACAAAGACGACAAGUCCGAUCGCGGUCCAACUCCAACGAAGCUCAGUGACUUUCUCAUCGCCGGCGGGGGCAAGGGCUCUGGUUUCUCUCUGGAUGUUAUUGACGGGCCCAUCUCCCAGAGAGACAACCUCAGGCUCUUUAAGGAAAGGGAAAAACCACUCAAGCGCCGGUCCAAGUCCGAAACCGGAGACUCAUCCAUUUUUCGGAAAUUACGCAAUGCCAAAGGUGAGGAACUUGGAAAGUCGUCGGAUCUGGAGGAUAACCGGUCGGAAGACUCUGUCAGGCCCUGGACGUGCCCAAAGUGCUUUGCCCACUAUGAUGUCCAGAGUAUAUUGUUUGACUUGAAUGAGGCGAUUAUGAACAGGCACAAUGUUAUCAAGAGGAGAAACACCACCACGGGGGCAUCAGCCGCUGCCGUGGCCUCCCUGGUCUCGGGACCUUUGUCCCACUCGGCCAGUUUUAGCUCCCCGAUGGGCAGCACCGAGGACCUCAAUUCCAAGGGGAGCCUCAGCAUGGACCAGGGAGAUGAUAAGAGCAACGAGCUGGUCAUGAGCUGUCCAUAUUUUCGGAACGAAAUUGGGGGAGAAGGUGAGAGGAAGAUCAGCCUGUCAAAAUCAAAUUCUGGCUCCUUUAGUGGGUGUGAAAGUGCCUCCUUUGAGUCUACGCUUAGUUCCCAUUGCACAAACGCAGGGGUGGCUGUCCUCGAGGUGCCCAAGGACGGCCUCGUGCUGCAUCUGGACAGGGUGAAGAGGUACAUCGUGGAGCACGUGGACCUGGGCGCGUACUAUUACAGGAAGUUCUUCUACCAGAAGGAACACUGGAACUACUUUGGGGCCGAUGAGAAUCUUGGUCCAGUGGCUGUGAGCAUUCGAAGAGAAAAACCAGAAGAGACAAAGGAAAAUGGAUCUCCAUACAACUACCGAAUAAUUUUUAGAACCAGUGAGCUCAUGACACUGAGAGGCUCAGUCCUGGAGGACGCCAUUCCCUCAACAGCCAAGCACUCGACAGCCAGAGGACUGCCCCUGAAGGAAGUGCUGGAGCAUGUGAUUCCUGAGCUCAAUGUCCAGUGCCUGAGGUUGGCCUUCAACACUCCCAAGGUCACGGAGCAACUCAUGAAACUGGAUGAACAAGGGCUGAACUAUCAGCAGAAGGUGGGCGUCAUGUACUGCAGAGCUGGGCAGAGCACUGAAGAAGAGAUGUACAACAAUGAAUCUGCUGGCCCGGCGUUUGAGGAAUUCCUUCAGCUCUUGGGAGAACGUGUUCGGCUCAAAGGAUUUGAGAAGUAUCGUGCACAGCUUGACACCAAAACUGACUCCACUGGAACCCAUUCUCUGUACACAACAUACAAAGACUAUGAAAUCAUGUUCCAUGUUUCCACCAUGCUGCCGUACACGCCGAACAACAAGCAGCAGCUCCUACGGAAGCGGCACAUUGGAAAUGAUAUUGUCACAAUUGUUUUCCAAGAGCCGGGAGCACAGCCGUUCAGCCCCAAAAACAUCCGCUCUCACUUCCAGCACGUGUUCGUCAUCGUGCGUGUCCACAACCCCUGCACUGACGGGGUCUGUUACAGUGUGGCUGUCACCAGGUCCAGAGACGUGCCUUCCUUUGGACCUCCCAUCCCCAAAGGGGUCACUUUCCCUAAGUCAAAUGUGUUCAGGGACUUCCUUUUGGCCAAAGUGAUUAACGCAGAAAAUGCUGCUCAUAAAUCAGAAAAGUUUCGGGCCAUGGCCACUCGGACCCGCCAGGAAUACCUGAAAGAUCUGGCAGAGAAGAAUGUCACCAACACCCCUAUUGACCCAUCUGGCAAGUUCCCAUUCAUCUCUCUGGCCUCCAAGAAGAAGGAGAAGUCUAAACCGUAUCCAGGAGCUGAGCUCAGUAGCAUGGGGGCCAUCGUGUGGGCCGUCCGGGCCAAGGACUACAACAAGGCCAUGGAAAUGGACUGCCUGUUAGGGGUGUCCAAUGAGUUCAUCGUUCUCAUUGAGCAGGAAACCAAGAGUGUGGUUUUCAACUGUUCCUGCAGAGAUGUGAUAGGGUGGACCUCAACUGACACCAGCCUCAAAAUCUUCUACGAGCGAGGAGAAUGCGUUUCAGUGGAAAGUUUAAUUAAUAACGAGGACAUUAAAGAGAUCGUCAAAAGGUUGCAGUUUGUAUCCAAAGGUUGCGAAUCGGUGGAGAUGACUCUGCGGAGGAACGGGCUGGGGCAGCUUGGCUUCCACGUCAACUACGAGGGCAUCGUGGCAGACGUGGAGCCCUACGGCUACGCCUGGCAGGCGGGGCUGAGGCAGGGCAGCCGGUUGGUGGAGAUCUGCAAGGUGGCGGUGGCCACCCUGAGCCACGAGCAGAUGAUCGAUCUCCUGAGAACAUCUGUCACGGUGAAGGUCGUCAUCAUCCCCCCGCACGAUGACUGCACCCCGCGGAGGAGCUGCUCAGAAACCUACCGUAUGCCAGUGAUGGAAUACAAGAUGAAUGAAGGGGUUUCCUAUGAAUUCAAGUUUCCCUUUCGAAAUAAUAACAAAUGGCAGAGGAAUGCCAACAAGGGGACUCAUUCACCGCAAGUCCCCUCCCAGGUGCAGAGUCCCAUGACCUCGAGGCUGAACGCUGGGAAAGGAGAUGGAAAGAUGCCUCCUCCGGAAAGAGCUGCCAACAUCCCUCGAAGCAUCUCCAGUGAUGGGCGCCCACUGGAGCGGCGGCUGUCUCCCGGUUCAGACAUCUACGUGACGGUCUCCUCCAUGGCUCUGGCAAGGUCCCAGCCCUGCCGUAACUCCCCUAGCAACCUGUCUUCAUCCAGCGAGACUGGCUCUGGUGGAGGCACUUACAGGCAGAAGUCCAUGCCCGAAGGGUUUGGAGUCAGCCGCAGGUCACCCGCCUCCAUCGACAGGCAGAACACCCAGUCAGAUAUUGGCGGCAGCGGGAAAUCCACACCCAGCUGGCAAAGAAGCGAGGACAGCAUUGCUGACCAAAUGGCUUACAGUUAUAGAGGACCUCAGGAUUUCAAUUCUUUUGUCCUCGAGCAGCAUGAAUAUACAGAGCCGACGUGCCAUCUCCCCGCAGUAUCAAAGGUACUGCCUGCUUUCCGAGAGAGCCCCAGUGGGAGAUUAAUGCGGCAGGAUCCAGUGGUCCAUUUGUCUCCAAACAAACAAGGGCAUUCCGAUAGCCACUACUCAAGCCACUCCAGCAGCAAUACUCUCUCCAGCAACGCAUCGAGCGCCCACAGUGACGAGAAGUGGUAUGAUGGGGACCGCACCGAAUCCGAACUCAACAGCUACAACUAUCUGCAGGGCACCUCUGCCGACAGUGGCAUCGACACCACCUCCUAUGGCCCCAGCCACGGCAGCACGGCCUCCCUGGGGGCCGCCACGUCAUCCCCUCGCUCGGGGCCAGGCAAGGAGAAGGUGGCCCCCCUGUGGCACAGUUCCAGCGAAGUGAUCUCCCUGGCAGAUCGGACUUUAGAGACAGAGAGCCUCGGCAUGGAGCGGAAGGCAGAGUCCUCCCUGAGCCUGGAUAUCCACAGCAAGAGCCAGGCUGGCUCAAACCCGCUGACCAGGGAGAACAGCACUUUCAGCAUCAACGAUGCCGCUUCCCACACAAGUACCAUGAGCUCUCGACACUCUGCCAGCCCAGUGGUCUUCACCAGUGCCAGAAGUUCCCCCAAAGAAGAGCUCCAUCCUGCCACCUCGCAGCUCGCACCUUCCUUCCCCUCCUCCUCCUCCUCCUCUUCGUCUGGCCCUAGGACCUUCUACCCUCGCCAGGGCGCGACCAGCAAGUACCUGAUUGGGUGGAAGAAACCCGAAGGAACCAUAAACUCUGUGGGAUUUAUGGACACGAGAAAGCGCCAUCAGAGUGAUGGCAACGAGAUGGCCCACACCAGGCUGCGCGCCUCAACCAGGGACCUCCGGGCGUCCCCCAAGCCAGCCUCCAAGUCCACCAUCGAGGAGGACCUCAAGAAACUCAUCGACCUGGAAAGCCCAACUCCUGAAUCCCAGAAGAACUUUAAGUUCCAGGCGCUCUCCUCGCCACAGUCGCCUUUUCCUGCCGCGCCCACGGCGAGACGGGCCCUGCACCGCACGCUGUCCGAUGAGAGCAUCUACAGCGGCCAGAGGGAGCACUUCUUUGCCUCCAGGGCAUCACUUCUGGACCAAGCUCUGCCCAAUGACGUCCUCUUCAGCAGCACGUACCCUUCCCUGCCCAAGUCUCUCCCGCUGCGGAGGCCUUCUUACACCUUGGGGAUGAAGUCGCUGCACGGAGAGUUCUCGGCCUCAGACAGCUCCCUCACGGACGUCCAGGAGACCCGAAGGCCUCCCAUGCCCGACCCUGGCCUGAUGCCCCUGCCCGACGCGGCUGCCGAUUUAGAUUGGUCCAACCUGGUGGAUGCGGCCAAGGCCUACGAGGUCCAAAGAGCCUCCUUCUUUGCUGCUACUGACGAAGGCCACCGGCCCUUGAGUGCUGCAUCCAACAGUGACCAGCUCGAGGAGCAGGCUCUGGCCCAGAUGAAGUCCUACAGCAGCAGUAAAGAUUCCUCCCCGACUCUGGCUUCUAAAGUGGACCAGCUGGAAGGUAUGCUGAAGAUGCUCCGGGAAGAUCUGAAGAAGGAAAAGGAAGACAAAGCCCACCUGCAGGCGGAAGUCCAGCACCUCCGGGAGGACAACCUGAGGCUGCAGGAGGAGUCCCAGAACGCCUCGGACAAGCUGAAGAAGUUCACGGAAUGGGUCUUCAACACCAUAGACAUGAGCUAGGGCAGGCUGCGAGGGGCCGGCCCGGGCUGGGGGAGGGGGCCCGGGAGGAGGGGGCUCUGUGGUGCGGUUUGGCGCUGCUUCGGCCACGCCGCCGAGAGCCUGCUCAGCCUGCCCGCCCUAGCUUCCUACUCUGGCCCCUUGCGGGGAGCGCACAACACAACAAUUGCAGAUCAACAAUCAUUAUCUGCCUUUUGUAGAAAAGAAAAACAAAAAAGUAAAUAAAAAUUUUAAAAAGUAAAAUAAAAGUUUAACUGCUAAAAUGUGAAUGUCUUUAUUUUUUUGCACAAUAUCUUUAUCUGUUACGUAUUUUAAAAAGCAAGUGGGCCUAGGCCGCCUGGGGCCCGUCUGCCUCUAUUUCCAUGAGCUCUUACUGAUUUCAGGUAAUCCAAGCUUUCCCUCGUUAUCCUGACCCAUGUCAUUGCUCCUUAGGAAAAUAAAGUUUUUGCACAUGGUUUCUUGGGGGAGGGGGAUUUCCUUACCUUUGUCCUAAAAUGCCUGGGGAGGGAGGUGCUUGGAGAAGAUGUCUCCCUCCCUUGAAUGACCUGUGCAUGAGCUAGUGCCCUUUGUCCCUACCUUCUGGAGGACAGCGGGCUCAGGGUUACCCGAAAGUCCGUGCGGGAGACAGAGCCAGUGCCUCGGGCGAAGCCCCUUUCCUGUCCUGCAUUGUGACGUCACUCCACCCCUCAGUUCCUCUCCCCUAGAGAUGGUCCCCCGUGUGUGCUGCUCAGAGCUAGAACCCUUUCUGUCUGGUUCGACUGGAAUCUGCCUCUACAGCUUCCCGGCUCCAAACAUUACUGGCUUUCAGAAUUCCUCCAGACUAAAAUCUCACUUGUAUGCAUUUUGGUCAAAAGUAUAGCUUUUGUUUGAGAUGUGUAAAGAUGAAAAUGUGGCAAAACUGUAUUUUUAGCUUACUCAAAAAUUACCAUAUUAAUCAAUUCUCUCCAAAGCAAGACUUGACCAGUCUAGGGAAAAGUGAAUGUUAAAUUGUUUUAAUUCUCGCUUGUUAGGAGCAACGACUGUGAUCAUAGAAUGGGCUCUGGAAACCUGCAUGUCCCAGUGUGCAAUUCCAGCACGGCGUUUUCUGAAUCCUUUUGUGGCCAGCCAGAGGAUUCUGCUGCAGAAAUGACUGAUGUGCUAUUUUUCCUGUCUAGUGAUGCAGCUGCCCUGGGCCUCUGGCCAUCGUCCCAAGGCCCGCAGGCCUGCAGACGGACACACCAGGCCCACCAGUGUUGAGGGACCCAGGGAGUCCUGGGGGCCUUGUUUCUUGCCUUCAUAAAAAUGUCAUGAAGCUGCCACCUGUGUCCAUUCAGUGGCAACUCUGAUGUAGGGAACAUUCUGCGAUGUCAUCUGCUCGGAAGCUCCCUGCCCCAAGUAAUCUCAACUCCUUCCUCCAUCCCUGAAAGACACAGGAUGGAUUUUCUCUCUCCUCCCCCUGCCCCCUCCUCCAGAUUUUUACAGUUUCAUUCAUGAUUGUGAUUUUUCCAGAGAAUUAUUAUUAUUUUUUUUGGGGGGGGGGUGACAUUUCCAUCCUGGAAAUAGGAAGAUUUUGGAAUGCUCUGUAAAGAUCUCAAUUGUCUGUCUCUUUCUCUCUUUGACUUGUAUGAAGGAGAUUGUUACAUUGCCUGAUAUCUCUUUGUAAAUGAGAAAGAUCGCUGACCUCCAAGCAUUCUGAAGUCUUGCUUAUCCUUCUGAGUUCAGUUUUUAUUUUGUCUUUCAUUUGUUUGGGGACUUGGGGCAAGCUAUUUAUUAGAGUUUUGCAACAGAAUCUUGUUUGAAGCCUUUAAAGAC